AAUAUGUAUUUUAAAAUUCCUAUAUUAUAUAAUUUGAAGUCUUUUUCCAGUUAUACUGUUUGCAUGCCUUAUGGUAAAAUGUACAAGGUUCCUAAUGUUUUUUUCUGUAACACCACUAAAUGUAUAUUUGAUACCUGAAUUUUGUGCAAAUAACGAUGUUUGAGUUUGAGUUUACGGAUGUAUAACUUUGACCGUUCAAUUCUCUACUUGUUAAUAGUUUUAGAUAACAUAAGGUCAUGUAAACCAUUGGUCCUUAAGGCUAAACUAUAUUUUGGACCAUCAAACCUAUAACUUUAGUUCUUAAGUUAUAAAGAAAACAGUUCUUGCUUACGUAUACAAAUGUUCAGAAAAGAUUUGAUAGAAAAGUUAAUGAAUAGGAUGACAAUUAUAUAAGUUCUCUAUUGGCGGUUGCUACUCACCUAAUUACCUAGGUACCUAAUCAGUCCGUGUAGAUAGGUACAAUUAAGAUCCGAAUCGAACGAACAAACGUUUUCUUAGUUUGAUUCGGUUCUCAAUGCAAUCUCCAGUGCUUAGUUCUGUACCAUAGUUUUAUCGACUUAACUACAUGUCCUCAUGUAAUAUCUAAAUUAAAUCAUUAAGCUCGUUUUUAAAACAUUCUUGUUUAAGUCAUGUCAGCGUAUACCACAUACAAACCAAAAUAAAAGUUUAUGUAUUAUACCUAUGUACGUAGAAUCCUGCCUGUUAUUUUCUCCUAAAACUUUUUAGCUAAAUAAGCUAACCUCAGUCCUUUCUAAACAAAGCUACGUAAUUAAUGAUACUUCUUCCAGGAAGAACGAGCAAACUAUGAAUAGAGUAGUUGGUAGACGGGCUAUUUACGAAACGAAUCAUUCAAGUUAUGAUAAGGCUAACCAACCUCUUGAUUGAUUGGAUUGUUUACAGAGAUAAUUACCUUAAGGUACUUUUUUUGCGUAGGCCGUUGACAUGUCGCAAUGCAAAGCGUAACGCCGUCUGAGUUCGCCGCUGGCGUCCUUGCCUCUUGGUUUCACCGACUGCAACCCGCAAAUUUAAUGAUAUAAAAUGCUGCCACUGGCAGUUGACAGACAGUUCAGUCCAAGUAUUCAAAUCUACAACAAUUAGAGAAGUGAAACAAUAAGCAUGAGGUCGCUAGUCGCCCUUGCAGUGUUAGGAUGCGUAGUAGUAGCUUGCUCCAGUCGAGAAGUAGAGCAAGGUGACCUGGUAGCCGCUGCCAGCCAUCACGGGCAUCAUCACGAAGAAGGCGGAGGCAAGGAGCACCAUGCCCAUCAUCAUCACGAACACGGUGAAAAGGGCCACAAAGGCCAUAAAGGACAUCAUCACCACCACAAAGGCGAACAUGGUCAUCACGGCAAGCACCACCACGAAGGACAUCAUCACGAACACGGAGGCCAUCACAAGAAGCACUGGGAUGAACACGAUCACCACGGCAAGCACCACGAGCAUGGACAUCACCACAAGGGCGGCAAGCACCAUCACAAGAAACAUCACGAUAAGGGUGAGGAAGUAGAAGGAUACCACAAGAAAUACCACAAGGACGAGUACCACAAAGACCACCACUUCUACGAUGACCACCACAAGGAAGGCAAGCACCACAAACAUGGUCACCACCACGGACACCACGAGAAGAAAGGAGGACAUCACAAGAAGGGCGGUCACCACCAUUCCGGCCACCAUGAAGCGCACCAUGGUAAACACGGACACCACGACAAGCAUCAUUACGACGAGGAUCACAAGGGACAUAAGGGACACCACGGACACGAAGAACACCACCACCACCACCAUGACCACGGCAAGAAAGGUGGUCAUGAAGACCAUAAGCACUGGGGUUUCCACCAUGAUCCCUGUUAUUUUUCCCAGAUGCGGCUUCUUCUUUCAUUACAAAUAUUGGCGUGCGUGGUAACAUUCACGCACGCUCGGAUUGUUGCUGAAUCAAAAGGAGAGAAAGAUAAUGCACCCCAAGAUGCAGCUGAAGUGGCUGCACCUACUGGUGUUGACCUAUCUGCAGCCGGCAGUGAGCCCUCAGAUCAAGCAAUAGCGGGAACCGAACACAAGAAAGCUAAAGAGAGCCAUCAUGAGGAGGGCGGAGGUCAUGAGAAACAUGCCCAUCACCACGAAGAGCAUGGUGAUAAAGGUGAAAAGGGCUACAAGUCACAUCAUCAUCACGAUAAAGGCGAUCACGGACACCACGCGAAACACCAUCAUGAAGGUCAUCAUGAUGAACAUGGCGGCCACAAGAAGAAACACCACGACGAGCACGACCACCACGGCGAACAUCAUGAAGCCGCGCAUGGACACAAGGGAGGAAAAUUCGGCCACAAAAAAGGACACAAGAAAGGUUCCAAAACCACCGGAUUCCACCAUAAAUCACACAAAGACGAAUAUCAUAAGGAACAUAAGUUCUACGACGACUUCCACAAGGGAGGCCAUCAUCACAAACACGGCGACUUCCACGGACAUCAUGAUAAGAAGGGAGGUCACCACAAGAAAGGCGGUCAUCAUGAAAAGGGUCAUCAUGAGAAACAUCAUGGGAAGAAGGGCCACCACGACAAAGGACACUACGACGAAGACCACAAGGGCCACAAGGGUCACCACGGUCACGAGGAACAUUUUGCACAUCACCACGACCACGGCAAGAAGGGAGGACAUGCCGGCGGUAAGGAGCAUGGGUACAGCCACGGAAAGAAAUCGUAAAGAUAAAAUAAGUAAUCUAAAUGAUUAUUUGUUAAAUUAUAUUGUUAUUUGUGUUGUUAUAUUUCGAAACAAGUCAUUGUAUAUAAAAAAUUACGUAAGACAUUAUUAAUUUAAAAUAAAAAUAUUUACAUUGCGUAGUCA
Messenger RNA from Trichoplusia ni (cabbage looper), 2829 nucleotides. Its product is annotated as histidine-rich glycoprotein-like. The coding region runs from base 1117 to 2688 and encodes 523 amino acids. The transcript has 2 exons. The record is from RefSeq and is a predicted model, not a curated record. Lineage: Eukaryota; Metazoa; Arthropoda; Insecta; Lepidoptera; Noctuidae.